AUGAUCCCUCCGAGCGGCGCCCGCGAGGACGGCGUGGACGGGCUGCCCAAGGAGGCGGCGAGCGCCGAGCAGCCACCCUCGCCUGCAUCCACCAGCAGCCAGGAAUCCAAGCUCCAGAAACUAAAACGAUCACUUUCUUUCAAGACCAAGAGUUUACGGAGCAAAAGUGCUGACAACUUCUUCCAGCGAACCAACAGCGAGGCGAAGCUGCAGGCAGACAUGCUGGCCGAGGUCAGCCCCAGCUCCAGCCCACUCCCUGCUCCCGGAAGCCUGACAUCCACACCCACCAGGGCUGGCCUGCCCCCAGGCAGCGGCAAGGCCCAUGCCUUCCAGGAACACAUCUUCAAGAAGCCCACUUUCUGCGAUGUCUGCAAUCACAUGAUAGUGG
This is a messenger RNA of Galeopterus variegatus (Sunda flying lemur), 388 nucleotides long. Its product is annotated as SH3 and cysteine-rich domain-containing protein-like. The annotation marks the transcript as partial. Gene Ontology annotation, molecular function: transmembrane transporter binding. The record is from RefSeq and is a predicted model, not a curated record. The transcript is spliced from 2 exons. Gene Ontology annotation, cellular component: extrinsic component of cytoplasmic side of plasma membrane. Gene Ontology annotation, biological process: positive regulation of protein localization to plasma membrane; skeletal muscle contraction; positive regulation of voltage-gated calcium channel activity. Lineage: Eukaryota; Metazoa; Chordata; Mammalia; Dermoptera; Cynocephalidae.